CGCAAGUCUGGAAGAGGGAUGAACAAGAAUGCCAUUCCUGAGAUGAUUGAAUGGGUCAACAAGCUGGGCUACGAGCCCGCCGAUUUCGACAGACUGAAGGCCGUCCACGUCGCCGGAACAAAGGGAAAGGGCUCGACCAGCUCCUUCGUCUCAUCCAUCCUUGGACAGUAUGUCGCAGAAGGCAAAGUCAACAAGACGGGCCUCUACACCUCACCCCACCUACGCUUCGUACGCGAACGCAUCCAGAUCGACAACAAGCCCUUGACGGAAGAGCAAUUUGCCAAAUACUUCUUUGAGACUUGGAACAGACUCGAGGCUGCCGCCAAAGCUGCUGGUCAUCCCGAUCCCUCGAGCAAGGAGACCAAGCCUGUCUACUUCCGCUUCCUUACCUUGAUGGCCCUCCACACAUACAUCAGCGAAGGUGUGGAUGCUGCUGUCAUUGAGUGCGGUAUUGGAGGCGAGUUCGACAGCACAAACAUCUUGGUCAAGCCCAGCGUUACUGCUGUGACAAGCUUGGGCAUCGACCAUGUCGCCAUGCUGGGUGACACAAUCGACUCGAUUGCCUGGCACAAGGCCGGUGUCUUCAAACCCGGCGUCCCUGCCUUCUCAGCCCCUCAACCCGAGGAAGCCGUCCGCGUUUUGCACGAGCGUGCAGCUGAACGCAACACUACACUCGAAGUCGUCAACACCCAUCCCGAACUCGAGAAGAUCAAGCUCGGCCUCGCUGCAGACUUCCAAAAGACAAACGCUUCAGUCGCCAUUGCUGCCGCUGGAGCAUACCUGCGUCAAGUCGGCGUCGAAGAUCUACCCACCUCCACAUACCUGCCCUCCGCCUUCCGCGCAGGCCUCGAACAAGUCCACCUCGGCGGCCGCUGCGAAACACGCACAGACACCGUGGCCCAAAAUCUAAAAUGGCACAUCGAUGGCGGCCACACACUCGAAAGCAUCGAAUUAGCCGCCCGCUGGUUCGGCAGUUUAAUCUCGACCUCAUCAUCCUCCCCGCGCAUCUUGAUCUUCAACCAACAAACCCGCGACGCCUCUUCAUUGGCCUUGAAACUCCACUCCACUCUCGCCCAAGCACUCAAAGAGCAGAAACCCUUCUCACAUGCCUUUUUCUGCACGAAUACUACAUAUGCUGAGAGCGGGUUCCGUCCCGAUUUGACCAGUAUCAACACCAAUGCUAGUGAUGUGGAGACAUUGAGCGUGCAGAAUGCUCUGGCGGAGACUUGGAAAGGUGUGGAUGGGACUUGUGAUGUUAGGGUGUUGAGGACAGUUGAAGAGGCUGUCAAGGCCGCCAGAGAGGUUGCAGGUGAGGCAGAGGAGGAGGUCAUGGUGCUUGCUACUGGUAGUUUGCAUUUGGUCGGUGGUGUUGUCGAGGUGCUCGAGGGUGGAAACGCUUAGUUUCUUCGACAUUUGGGCAAUACCAGUUUUUAUCAUUGCUUGUAUCUCUAGCAUUCGAAGAUCUUGCAUCGUCUAACCGUCGCUUUGUUUACACUGCAGAUGGUCAUCUGGUCUACAUCAUCCAUCCUCCAUCUCCGAAUCCCUCCCCCUCCAACCCAUCAACCUGUCUACUCAACCAAGCACUAGGAUUGACCCACCAAUCAAACUCCUCCAGCCCUUCAAGCCCUUCAAGCCCUUCGAGCCCUUGUGAUAGAUCCUCUCCUUGCUCCAUGUCCCUUGGUAUAAACAUCUCAUGUGUCGAACGAGUAGUAAUUUCCUUUUCCACAGCUAUCUCACGUUCGAGAUUUUGCAGCGAAUGUACAGCUUGUGAAGAUACAGCAAUACUCCGU
Molecule: messenger RNA, 1790 nt
Organism: Aureobasidium pullulans EXF-150
Lineage: Eukaryota; Fungi; Ascomycota; Dothideomycetes; Dothideales; Saccotheciaceae
Product: FolC bifunctional protein
Exons: 2
Coding region: 19-1401 (460 amino acids)
Biological process (GO): tetrahydrofolylpolyglutamate biosynthetic process
Cellular component (GO): cytosol; cytoplasm; mitochondrion
Molecular function (GO): ATP binding; tetrahydrofolylpolyglutamate synthase activity
Source: RefSeq, a predicted model, not a curated record